Molecule: messenger RNA, 1410 nt
Organism: Entamoeba invadens IP1
Lineage: Eukaryota; Evosea; Mastigamoebida; Endamoebidae
Product: capsular polysaccharide phosphotransferase cps12A, putative
Exons: 1
Coding region: 1-1410 (469 amino acids)
Molecular function (GO): transferase activity, transferring phosphorus-containing groups
Source: RefSeq, a predicted model, not a curated record
AUGAUUCGAAGUAUUUAUUUUUUCAAUCUAUGUGCAUUUCUAAUACUUGGACUGUUCGUUAUUCUAAUUGGUUUGCCUCUCGUUACGAAUCCAAAAUCGAGACUUUCUUACUUAAUUUCCGAAAACCAAGUCGACACCAAAAAACAAGUACAUGCAACUCCACAAAUCAACGAAGAAUCAGAUGUCAGUCCUGAACAAUUUAAAGACGAUAACGACUCUGUUACAACUUUCACAGAACAACAACUCAAAGAAUACAACAAGAACUUUCCUGAUAAAUAUUUUGAACAACAUGAUGAAGACGUUGAUGUUUUUAAGUUCAAAACAGAAGGAGAACAAGACAGGGUUGAGGAAAAAAGGUGGCACAAAAAGGCACUUUCGAAAUGCAAAUAUUGCAACAAAUUCCCAAAUAAUCAGACUGAAAUUGACAUGAAAAAGAUGUAUGUCAUUCCAAAUAUGUGUCAUGGCCGCAUCGAUGCCGUGUGGAUAUGGGUGAAUGGCAGUGACCCAAAAUGGCGUAACGAUUUAAGUCGAUAUGAAGAUAAAAUAGACUUUAACAGAUAUCGAGACUCAAGAGUUUUAAAAUACUCAAUGAGAAGUGUCUCAAAGUACUUGCCAUACAUUAAACACUACUUUUUAGUCACCGCCGACCAAGUCCCCGACUUUAUUGAGUCGCCCGGUAAUUUGACACAUUUUCGAAUCAUUAAAAAUGAGAUAACACUUGAGGUGAUACCACACAAAGAUCUUAUCAAUAACACAAUUUUGCCAACAUUCAAUUCUGAAGCAAUCGAAACGUAUUUGUUCAAAAUCCCAAAUUUGUCUGAGUGCUUUGUGUUUCUUGGAGACGACUUUUUCUUCUAUCGACCAACACCACCAGACUAUUAUUUUAAAGGAGAAAAACUUGUGAUACACACAGAACAAAAGGUGCCAGCUGAUAGAAAACCAUUUGAGAAAAAUCAAUACAUGACUUGCAUGUUUUAUUCUAACAAACUUAUUAACACGUAUUUUGGAAAAGAUCCAAACCACAAAAAUAUGAUCAUGUCACACACACCACAUAUGUUCAGAAAAAGUAUUUUAAAAGACGUCGAACAGGCGUUUUUGAAUGAAAUUAAUAAACAAAGAAAUUCAAAAAUGAGGAGGUGGAACAGCACUAAUUGGGGGUUUUUGUUCGGGAAUUAUGUUGCGUCAAAGGGGCUUGGUGAAUACUCAAUUCAUGAUAACAAAUGUUAUUUUUUUAUGGUUCGAAACAACCAUAUUAACAACGUCAUGGAGAAAAUAAUAGUAAUUGAAACGGAACCUUAUACACUUGGUGUAAACGACGAGAUGAAUGACAAAUUCUUUGAAAAGGAGAUGAGAUAUAUCCACAGGUGGUUAGAAACUAAAUACAUAAACAAGACAGUGUUUGAAAGGUAA